ACCGUCGCCGCCAUUUUCAAAGUUUUGUCUGUUAGCAUCCAUUCGCGAUCGGUUUCAGCUUCGCAAAAUCUACAUCAUGAUAUGCGCAUGUUAUUUUUAGUUUUGUUCUAGUUCUUUGUUAUAAAUUUUGGAUUCGACAUAUGAGAUUGUGCGGCCCACCACCUCCGACUUCAGCACUCGUGGACCACUCUUUGUCUGGUCUCUACCCUUCGACCUGUCCGACAUGGGUGACCCUGCUAGGAGCUGAUGCUCCUGUCGGCAUAGCUCUUAGGGUCAUCGAGACACGCAAGCCCCCCGACCGCGGCAAGGUGGUGAUCCAACAGGGGGAUGUUUUUCAUGAAAACGUCGAUUGAAAUCAAAACUUUCAUUAAAAUAGAGAUGAAAGGAAUCGGCAACAGAGAGAGGUUAUUCCGGCAUGUUGCUGUUACAUUUGGCACAUUCAAUGCUGGUACCACCGCCGCCGCCACCAAUAUCCACGUCGCCGCCCAGGCCGUCGCAACAAUCAGGCUAAUCCUGCGGGAAGAGAGGGGCCUGCUGCCGUGCUGCCUGCCCCAGUGCAGCAACCCCAAGUGCCGCUGUCCUGCAGUGCAGCCAUCCCCAGUGCCGGCACCCCAAAUGCCGGUACCUGCAGUGCCGUCACCAGCUAUUAUGCGAGACGGUCCCGCCGAAGACCGCAGCCCAAACAUAAGCGCGGGCUGCCUUUAUGUUGACCAAACUACGCAAUUGCUGUCUCCAGAAGACGCCCAUCACCUAGAGGCAGACGUUGUCCAGCUGGCCCUGAAUAGAGUUAGGGCCCGCUUCACAUUGUUGCAGUAUCUACAACUGUUCACAGGAUAUACAGAAUAAACAGAAGCAGGGAUAAAACACAGCCUUGGGGUGAGUGGUGCAUGUUGUGAUAGAAAAAGUACCAUUGACAAGUACUCUCUACAGCCUAUUAACCAGAAAGUAAAUGACUAAGACUAGAUGAUAGUCAAAGAAAAAUUGCUCUUCUGCUAGGAGAUAUGGUUAGAUGGUGUUAAAAGCUGAUAAGAAAUCAGCAAACAGCAGUCUUGUGUGGGCAUCAAUUGUGGACAAUUGGUAUCUCAAGAUGUUUAUAUGAGUAUGAAAAAUAAAGAGCUUAGCAUCAUCAACACCUUUCCUGGUUUGGUAUGAAAAUUGCAGUGGAUGAAGACAUUUUUAAUUUCAUUUAAAAUCAGUGCUCUAAUGAUUUUCUCCAGUACUUUCAUGACCCACCAUAUAAUAAGGCCACUGGUCUAUAAUCGUACAGAUGCUGAGCUGAAGCUUUCUUCUCAACUGGUACAAAGACAGAAGAUUUCCAUGCAGAAGUGACUGAGUAUGAAUCCAGCAAGUUAAUUUUCAGAAACUUCUUAAGAAGUAGUCAAUAUACAUGCAUUAUAUUCAUCUGGAUUGUGGUACAUUUACUGGAAAGAAUGAUGCAAAGACCUGGAUGUCUUAUUUGGAUUUAGUCCUUGAGACCAAAAUUUAAAAAGAACAUCAAACUGAAACUUGCAGAAGACAACAGAAAGCUAGAUUCUUAUAGAAAAAUAUUUUCAACUCAUUUUUAAUAUUGCCUAUCAAAAUCUGGAUUCUUUUUAUAAUAAUAAGUGAGAAUUUAUAAAGCACAAUAUCUAAGUAAAAGGCGGACUCAUAGCCCUGAAUAAGAUUACAAAAUAGUAACAAAGAUGUAUAACAAAAUAGUAACAAAGAUGUAAAACCAAGAACAAUGGGAGGACUUGUUGCAUUCCGGCAGUAAAGGGCGAUCACUGUACAUUUAACCAUAGACUCCAGAGAAUAAGGUUAGUGACAUCAGGAGAAUACUAGGAAGAUACUGAGUAAUCUUGAGAAUAUGAAGAAAUUGUAUCAUAUGAAUCUGCAAAAGGGUGAUCAUUACUUUGUUUUUCUAAUCUGCAAUCCUAUUUCAUUUCUGUGAGCCCUGCUGAAGAAAUGAGUGAUAUGCUCAUUUUUGCAUUCUUUCAUUUACAAUAAAGUCAUUUUAAAAGGC
Pomacea canaliculata is the source of this 2002-nucleotide messenger RNA. RefSeq lists its product as uncharacterized. The transcript is spliced from 3 exons. Bases 328 to 846 code for a protein of 172 amino acids. Lineage: Eukaryota; Metazoa; Mollusca; Gastropoda; Architaenioglossa; Ampullariidae. The record is from RefSeq and is a predicted model, not a curated record.